Messenger RNA from Anarrhichthys ocellatus (wolf-eel), 2283 nucleotides. Its product is annotated as histone-binding protein RBBP7. NCBI's taxonomy places the organism in Eukaryota, Metazoa, Chordata, Actinopteri, Perciformes, Anarhichadidae. The record is from RefSeq and is a predicted model, not a curated record. Bases 157 to 1455 code for a protein of 432 amino acids. Gene Ontology annotation, molecular function: protein binding. The transcript has 12 exons.
GUAUCGAGUAAUUCGGCGCUGAAAAGGAAGGAGCCUACUUUUGUAGUGGUGCGACCAAAGCAGCGCUAGCGAGGGGGAACCGCGGUAUUCAUUAAAAACAGCGUCUACCGAGUUGCUUUGCUUUCGAGCGUCGUGACAAAGCGCAGAGUUUGGACCAUGGCUGAUAAAGAGGUUUGUUCUGCUGAAGUGUACGAUGAUGCGGUGGAAGAAAGGGUCAUCAAUGAGGAGUACAAGAUUUGGAAGAAAAACACACCUUUCCUGUAUGAUCUGGUGAUGACUCAUGCGCUGGAGUGGCCUAGCCUUACUGUCCAGUGGCUUCCAGAUGUCAACAGGCCAGAGGGGAAGGACUAUGCCAUUCACAGGCUGGUUUUGGGGACCCAUACAUCAGAUGAGCAGAACCACCUUGUGAUCGCCAGCGUCCAGGUACCGAACGAUGACGCCCAGUUUGAUGCCUCGCACUACGACAGUGAGAAAGGAGCAGAGUUUGGUGGAUUUGGUUCCGUAAGCGGGAAGAUAGAGAUAGAGAUCAAGAUCAACCACGAGGGAGAGGUCAACCGAGCCCGCUACAUGCCCCAGAACCACUGCAUCAUUGCCACCAAGACUCCCACCUCAGACGUGCUGGUCUUCGACUACAAUAAGCACCCGGUGAAGCCAGAUCCCAGUGGGGAGUGUAGUCCCGACUUAAGGCUGAAAGGCCACCAGAAAGAAGGGUACGGCCUCUCCUGGAAUCCCAACCUCAGCGGCAACCUACUCAGCGCCUCCGACGACCACACCAUCUGUCUAUGGGACAUCGGGGCCGGCCCAAAGGAAGGGAAGAUUGUGGAUGCCAAGACCAUCUUCACCGGCCACACAGCGGUGGUGGAGGACGUCUCCUGGCAUCUGCUCCACGAAUCCCUGUUUGGCUCAGUGGCCGACGACCAGAAACUCAUGAUAUGGGACACCCGGUCCAACACCACGUCCAAAGCCAGCCACGCAGUAGAAGCUCACACUGCCGAGGUCAACUGUCUGAGCUUCAACCCCUACAGCGAGUUCAUACUCGCCACCGGCUCUGCCGAUAAGACUGUUGCAUUGUGGGAUCUAAGGAACCUCAAACUGAAGCUCCACUCCUUUGAGUCCCACAAAGAUGAAAUUUUCCAGGUCCAAUGGUCUCCUCACAACGAGACCAUCCUGGCCUCCAGCGGCACCGACCGACGCCUCAACGUCUGGGAUCUCAGUAAAAUUGGGGAGGAGCAGUCGGCAGAAGACGCGGAGGAUGGCCCACCAGAGCUGCUGUUCAUCCACGGCGGCCACACGGCCAAGAUCUCUGACUUCUCCUGGAACCCCAACGAGCCCUGGGUCAUCUGCUCCGUGUCCGAGGACAACAUCAUGCAAGUCUGGCAGAUGGCGGAGAACAUCUACAACGACGAGGAGCCAGACAACACCCCUGCAUCCGAGCUCGAGGCUCAGGGUUCAUAACCCGGCUCAGGCACGACUCCACCUCCCCUCCCCCCCCUCCAUUCCCUGACCCGGCCCGUCCUGUCCUUUCCCUCCCUGGCUUAUCAAGUGCAAAAGUAAAAGUCUGCUCUCCACAUGAACAAACAUUAAGAGUUGGAGACCACGUAGACUCCGCCCUCGCUGACUGACGGACGGUUGGAUUCCGGCUCAUCUUGCUUCCACUUCACCGCGGCCCAGGUACCCAACGGCACUGAAGCACUUACAACAGGAUAGGAGUUGAAAUGUCGUACCUGCUCAGGUGGUAGUAUCUCUGGUGUGGGGUGGGGGGGUGGGUUGCUGUGGUGAGGGGCCUUUGAAGACUCUAAAGUACAGAAAACCUUCAUGUGUCACUGUAAGCUAUUGGUAAGACCAGUCACAGGGCUUAUGCAAGGAGAACAUGAGAAGUGUCAUUUUACAUUGACUUCCGAGUAGCCAGAAAGCCACUAGCUGGUAGGCUCUCCUCCAGAAACAAAUGGGAAACCUGGACAGUAGAAGACCUGAUCCACAACAGUCCAGACCGUGAUUGGUUAAAAGCUCACCAUCUCCAGGGGAGCCGUCUUUUAUACUAUUUCCCACCAGUCACCUUUUGUCCCUUAAUAAUUGUACUCAUGUGACACUUCAUGGCUGCCCUUUGCUGUGUUUGCCUCCUGUUCAUAAGGUACAUAAACUCUUCAGUGAAAGGUGUGGGACUAAAUUAGUGCACUUGAGGGAAAAAAAAAAAAUCUGUUUCCUCUUUCUGUUACAUAAUGUGAAAUUGCCUUGUUUUGUUUCCUGCACCACAAAUUGCAAUAAAACUUUUAUAACUUUUCA